UAUUUUGAAAAUCUAACCGGGAAAGUGUGUCUUUUAACCUAAGGCUGCCUAACUCGACAUCGUUGCAUUUAGCUAGCUAGCUAUCCACAACAGUAGCUUUGGGUCAUCGUUGUUUGUCAUUUUAAAGCCCUAAAUCGACCCGUUUAUCGGGUUUAAUCGCCUGGUGGCCGUCCUGUGAUGGGAAUUACCUCCAGGAUGGUUCCUACCGAGGAUGCGUCCGCCAGGAAGCGGGAGAUAGAGGAGAAACUGAAGCAGGAGCAAGAAACGCUGUCGUUCAUCCGAGAAAACAUGGAGAAGAGUGAUCAGCUCACCAAGGGCAUGGUCUCCAUCCUGUCGUCGUUCGAGAGUCGCCUGAUGCAGCUGGAGAACUCCAUCAUCCCCGUCCACAAACAGACGGAGAACCUGCAGCGGCUGCAGGAGAACGUGGACAAGACUCUGUCCUGCAUGGAUCACGUCAUCAGCUACUACCACGUGGCCAAAGACACGGACCGGAUCAUCAGAGAGGGGCCGACAGGCAGACUGGAUGAUUAUCUCCUAUGCAUUGCAAAGAUUCAGAAAGCUGUGGAAUAUUUUCAAGAUAACAACCCUGACAGCCCCGAGCUCAACACAGUGAAAGCGCGCUUCGAGAAGGGCAAGGAGCUGCUGGAGGCGGAGUUCAGGAGCCUCCUGACGCGCUACAGCAAACCCGUCCCGCCCAUCCUCAUCCUGGACGCCAUCACUGUGGACGAAGAGCUGGAGGUCCAGGAGGACGUGGUGCUGGACCACCUGCCCGAAGCCGUGCUCCAAGACAUCAUCUGCAUCGCCGGCUGGCUGGUGGAGUACGGACGCAACCAGGAUUUCAUGAACGUCUACUUCCAGAUCCGGUCCAACCAGCUGGAUCGCUCCAUUAAAGGCCUGAAGGAUCACUUCCGCAAGAACAGCGCCUCCUCUGGGAUCCUGUACUCGCCCGCCGUCCCGACCAAACGCAAGGACACGCCCACCAAAAAGGCUCCCAAGAGACCAGUCUACAUCCCAGGGACCAUUCGCAAGGCUCAGAACCUUCUGAAACAGUACUCACAGCAUGGGCUGGAUGGGAAAAAGGGGGGCUCUAACCUCACUCCUUUGGAAGGUUACGAUCAUGACUUGCGGGUCAAACACCCAUCUGACGCCCUGACCGAGAAGCACGGGGCCGCCGCAGGGAAAGAUGACGUUCUGGACAUCGAGAUCGACUCCUACAUCCACUGCAUCACCGCCUUCGUCAAGCUGGCCCAGAGCGAGUACGUCCUCCUGGCGGAAAUCAUCCCCGAGCACCACCAGAAGAAGACCUUCGACUCCCUCAUCCAGGAGGCGCUGGACAACCUGAUGCUGGAGGGAGACAACAUCGUGUCUGCAGCUCGCAGAGCCAUAAUGCGCCACGACUACUCCGCCGUGCUCACCAUCUUCCCCAUCCUCAGACACCUGAAGAUGAACAAGUCUGAGUUUGACACAACUCUGCAGGGAACAGCAGCAAGCACCAAGAACAAGCUGCCGACUCUCAUCACCUCGAUGGAAACUAUUGGAGCCAAAGCUCUGGAGGAGUUUGCCGACAGCAUCAAGAAUGAUCCUGAUAAAGAGUACAACAUGCCCAAGGAUGGAACGGUCCACGAGCUGACCAGCAACGCCAUCCUGUUCCUGCAGCAGCUGCUGGACUUCCACGAAACAGCCGGAGCCAUGCUGGCCUCACAAGAGACGAGUUCAUCGGCGGGCAGCUACACCUCCGAGUUCAACAAAAGGCUCCUCAGCUCUUAUAUAUGUAAGGUGUUGGGGAACCUGCAGCUGAACCUGCUCAGUAAAUCCAAAGUGUACGAGGAUUCGGCGCUGAGCGCCAUUUUUCUGCACAACAACUACAACUACAUCCUCAAGUCGCUGGAGAAGUCCGAGUUGAUCCAGCUGGUGACGGUGACUCAGAAGAAAGCGGAGAGUUCGUACAGAGAGCUGAUUGAGCAGCAGAUCCAGAUGUACCAGCGCAGCUGGUUGAAAGUCACAGAGCACCUGACGGACAGGAACAUGCCCGUCUUCCAACCCGGCACUAAGCUGAAGGACAAAGAGCGACAGGUGAUUAAAGACAAAUUCAAGGGCUUCAACGACGGGCUGGAGGAGUUGUGUAAGAUCCAGAAGGGUUGGGCCAUCCCGGACAAAGAGCAGCGAAACUUCAUCCGCCAGGCUCAGAGGAGGGUGGUGUCUGAUGCUUACAGGGCCUUCCUGCAAAGAUGCGCCAACAUCUCUUUCACCAAGAACCCGGAGAAGUAUCACAAGUAUCGGCCGGAGGAGGUGGAGGAGAUGAUCGAAAAGCUGUUCGACACGUCGGCCUGAGCCAACGGCGACUCACCUUCCUCAAGCGCUCCAAACGCGUCCCUUUAUUCACCCUCUCCUCACACUACUGUCGCCCCCCCGCUGGGUCCGAUGAAUGCUUUUGUACAAAGAUAACAUCAUGAUGUAUUUAUGUAAUUUAGCCAUUCCAGCUUAGCAUUUCAAACAAAUAAAAGGGAAAUCUGUGAAUCA
Molecule: messenger RNA, 2520 nt
Organism: Perca flavescens (yellow perch)
Lineage: Eukaryota; Metazoa; Chordata; Actinopteri; Perciformes; Percidae
Gene: exoc7
Product: exocyst complex component 7
Exons: 21
Coding region: 178-2331 (717 amino acids)
Biological process (GO): exocytosis
Cellular component (GO): exocyst
Molecular function (GO): phosphatidylinositol-4,5-bisphosphate binding
Source: RefSeq, a predicted model, not a curated record